GUCGCAGGCAGGGGUUGGGGGAGGAGGAAACCCUAUUGACACCGUGAAAUUGCAUUAAACAUGCCAUUCUUCGCUCCAAGGACUUUCACGCUUCCCAAACUCUCUUCUACUCGCUGGAUGGAUGCCGCCCGGCACAGAAGUUAGAUGCAGCAAACUCACAAGAGGUGUCUUCAGCAUCUUUCGUCCCACGGAUAAACGGCCUUAUUUGUAGCUGCCAUCAUCGCACUACCAUUUUUAUGACAGUGGUCUCAUGAAAUGCGGAUAUAUUGAUGCGUCUUACUUUUCUUGUCAGGAAACAGAACUUGAGAAAAAGUGCAUAACCAAAAGAUUUCAAUAAAGCAGGACUACGGUUUUUGCUCCGGAUAAAGAACUUCUAAAAUGCACUUACUUGGAAUAUCUGUUCUCCUGGCCUAUUCAGCGUUUAUCUACACCAAUCUAGCCAGUGAAUCGAAUCACGAAUUCAGUCAUGACUAUUAUGAUUAUGAUCUGGAUCAAGGAGAUGAACCGGAACCGUCUGAGCCAGACCUUGAGCAGCGGCUACGCUCUGUGGCAAGUGUUGAUGAGCUGAUGAGGAUAGUGUACCCCGACUACUACUCCGUGCUCAAGUGCCGCUCAAAACGGGGCACACGCUCGCCUAUAAGAGGAGAACAAACAGUCGGGGAUGCGCAUUCGAAUGAUGAACAGCCCGGGUUCGCCGCAGCUUACUUCAACUUUGACAUACUGAAAAGUAUUGAGUCAGAGUGGAGAAAGACCCAGUGCAUGCCACGAGAAGUUUGUUUAGAUGUGGGGAGAGAGUUUGGGGCGGCUACAAACACCUUCUAUAAACCACCCUGCGUGUCUGUCUACAGAUGUGGGGGCUGCUGCAACAGCGAGGAGCGACAGUGCAUGAACAUCAGCACCUCCUACGUCAGCAAGACGCUGUUUGAAAUCACAGUUCCUGUCACCAAGCCAGUAACCAUCAUCUUUGCCAACCACACCAUGUGCAGCUGUCUGUCCAAACUGGAUGUCUACAGACAAGUUCAUUCCAUUAUACGGCGAUCUCUACCAGAAUGUCCGGUAGCCAAUAAAACCUGCCCAAAGAACUACAGCUGGAGCAAUCGCUUGUGCAGAUGUGUGGUAGUCCAGCGCGACACUCCUCCUCCGCCCCCUACACAACACUCGGACUCAUUUGAAGGGAACAUCUGUGGGCCAGGUAAGGAGCUGGACGAGGAAACAUGCCAGUGCGUGUGCAGACGACAGCUUCGGACCUCGGAGACAUGCGGGCCCCAUCGCUACCUGGACAAGGACACGUGCCGGUGUGUGUGCAAGACACCGCCGUCAUCCUGUGGGCCGCACCGCGUCUUCAAUAAAGACACGUGCCAGUGUGCCUGCGCCAGGAUGUGCCCCAGGCACCAGCCUCUCAACCGUACAAAGUGUGCCUGCGAGUGUAACGAGUCCCCAAACCGGUGCUUCCUGAAAGGCCGAAGGUUCCAUCAGGCCACCUGCAGUUGCUACAGACCACCUUGUGAUGUGCGGAAGAAUCGGCGCUGUGAAUCGGGAUUUUACUUCAGCGAAGAGGUCUGCCGGUGCAUACCAACAUACUGGAGAAGACUGGAUUAACUCUGAGUUCACACAACGCAGCUGACUAGCCACACGAUUAUAAUGAUUAUAAUCUAUUAUAAUAGCCUCAAUGGUGUGGUGAAGUACCAAGCCUACAAAAGGUUGAAAAGGAUGAAAAGGACACAGGUUCUGGGCAACUGUGGAAUUAUGCAUUUCCUUUUGGUGCCAAUCUUGGACACAGACACCAAACAUCCCAAGAGGAUUUCACAAAAGACUGAAGCCCUUAGGGCUUUAUUUUUUACAUUUUUCAAAUUGUUUUGUUCUUGCUAUGUCGGAUAUUGAAGUAUAUAAUUUAUUGCCACUAAAUGUUUCGUAACUUUCUUGUAUAUUGUAAUUUCAAUAUUUGCAAGAAAAUACACUGUGAUCAAUAUUUUUGUAUCAUGUGAUGUCUCUUUAAAAUAAAAGUUGUAUAAUGUUAACUUAUUCCUAAUCUACUUUAUCAUAUUCGUAAUUUACUGUAAAUAGUUCAUGUUCACAAUUAUUUUACCAUUAUUAUGGCAGACUAUAUUUACGCAGACUAAAAUGUUAUAUUAAUUUUUAUAUUAAUGUAAGACAGCAUGUCCUUUAUGAAGUGCCAUCAACCACAUAGUCAUACAUUUAUGUUAGAUACUUGAAAAUAUGCUUUAUGUCACAUAAGUCAGCCGUCUCACAAGCAGAAGUUUCAUUGGGUUCUCAGUGCUGUGGUCAAUAUCACAAGGGUUUUUUUCUGAUGCAAGUGAUCAUAACGGUUGGAGCACAACAUUGGUCCUUAAUUAUGAAAUGAUGGAGGUUCUGUAUUGACAACUGACCAGCAGGAGUAAAGGAAUUAUGGAGAAAAAAAGGCCACUAAUCUGAAGAUGAUCCAUGGACAUUUGUGUAUGAAAAGAUGGAUCCUGCCCUCUGAAAGAAAAAUACUGUAGACAACACCAAACAACCCAAAUAGAUAUGGAGCAGAAACUGCAGUCCAAACUCACGGGAAAAGUGAAAAGACAUUUGAGAUACAUGAACAAAGGUGGAGCUAACAGUUAAAUAAGCAUCUCCAACAAUAUGGGUUUAAACAAGGUCAAGUCUUUGUGCUGAAGUGUCAUUGUUAUGAUGUAGAUGUAUUUGUAUUGUUCCCAUGUUUUUUUACUGGAAAAUAAAUCACCAAUUUGGCAAGGAACACAGC
Messenger RNA from Esox lucius (northern pike), 2746 nucleotides. It is a transcript of the gene vegfc, whose product is annotated as vascular endothelial growth factor c. NCBI's taxonomy places the organism in Eukaryota, Metazoa, Chordata, Actinopteri, Esociformes, Esocidae. The record is from RefSeq and is a predicted model, not a curated record. Gene Ontology annotation, molecular function: vascular endothelial growth factor receptor 3 binding; chemoattractant activity; growth factor activity. Gene Ontology annotation, cellular component: membrane. Gene Ontology annotation, biological process: induction of positive chemotaxis; vascular endothelial growth factor signaling pathway; sprouting angiogenesis. The transcript has 7 exons. Bases 379 to 1599 code for a protein of 406 amino acids.